AUGCCUCCAAAACGCCGCGCAGCUGCUCCAGCGCCAGCACCCAAGGAAAAGCAACCCCGCCAAUCCGCACUUGCCAAAGAGAACAACAUCAGCGCAGCCACCGAAUCUGAAGUUAAAGAGGCUUUCUCCCUCUUCGCCAAUUCGGACAAGGAAUUGCCCUCCCGGUCCCUGCGCCAAGCGCUCACGGCUCUCGGCGUCCCUGCUUCCUCGCCGAGUGAGCUCCAAGACUUGCUAGAUGCCGCAGAUCCUGAAGAUACUGGAACUAUAUCUUAUGCGCAUUUCGUUGCCGUCGCGGCGCUACAAUUGAGCAACAAGAGUGAGGAGAGCCAACAGAGAGAGGUGGAGGAUGCGUUCAGGUUGUUCACGAGUCUGGGUGGUGAGGACGGCAAGAUCACAUUGGCUUGUUUGAGGAGGGUGGCACGGGAAUUGAAGGAAGAUGUUGGGGAGCAGACAAUGAAGGAUAUGUUGUUGGAAGCCAAUGGAGGCAGUGGAGUGGGCAGAGGGGUAGGGUUGAAGGACUUCGAGGGAGUCAUGAGGAGGGCGGGGGUCUUCCGGUGA
Letharia lupina is the source of this 558-nucleotide messenger RNA. RefSeq lists its product as uncharacterized. Lineage: Eukaryota; Fungi; Ascomycota; Lecanoromycetes; Lecanorales; Parmeliaceae. The record is from RefSeq and is a predicted model, not a curated record. The transcript has 2 exons. The coding region runs from base 1 to 558 and encodes 185 amino acids.